CGCUCUGGAUGCAGCUCGCGCUGAGCUUCGGCCCGCGACCCGCGGCGGCCGGGUUCGACGAGCUGCACGCGUGCGCCGAUCCCGGAGCGCCCGAGCACGGCUACAAGACGCCCAGCGCCGGCGUCUUCUUUGAGAGCGUCGUGGUCCGGUUCCACUGCCAGGAAGGGUACCGGCUCAAUGGGACCUCAAAAAARCUCUGCGUGAGACACUUUAAUGGCUCCCUGAGCUGGAAGCCAAGCGACAAACCUGUGUGCCUACAAGAAGUCGCAGAUUGCCUUGUUCCACAUGUUGAAGAUGCAGAGGUUCGUAACAAGACGUACAGGACUGGCGAUAAGCUCAUAAUCAGCUGCCACGACGGCUUCCAGAUUCGUUACCCUGACUUAGACAACCUGGUUUCAGUGUGCCAAGACGAUGGGACAUGGGACAAUCUGCCCUUUUGUCAAGGUUGCCUGCGGCCCCUGGCUCUUCCUCAUAGUUACGUUAACGUUUCGGAGCGGGAGGCCUCCUUCCCUGUGGGAGCAGUGGUCUAUUACCAGUGCUUCCCCGGCUACCGCCUGGAAGGGGCYGCGCUCCUCCAGUGCAUGUAUAACCUAAUCUGGUCAGAUAGCCCACCUAGGUGCCUUGACGUGGAAGUGUGUCCCCUGCCUCCGAUGGUGGCCCAUGGAGACUACAUCUGCCACCCGCGGCCRUGCGAGCGCUACAACCACGGCACCGUGGUGGAGUUCUACUGCGACCCCGGCUACACGCUCACCAACGACUACAAAUACAUCACGUGCCAGUACGGAGAGUGGUUCCCCUCCUACCAAGUGUACUGUGUCAAAACAGAGCAAACCUGGCCAAGUACGCAGGAGACCCUCCUGACUACGUGGAAAAUAGUGGCAUUUACUGCUACCAGUGUUUUAUUAGUACUUCUACUGGUUAUCUUAGCCAGGAUGUUCCAGACCAAAUUUAAGACACAUUUUCUUCCAAGGGGCCACCCGGAGGGCUCCGCGGGCGACCCGGACUUCGUGGUGGUGGACGGCGUCCCCGUCAUGCUGCCUUCCUACGACGAAGCCGUGAGCAGCGGCCUAACCGCCCUGGCGCCUGGAUACGCUGCCGCCGCCACGGGCCGCGGGCACCUUCUGCAGGCAGAAGACCAGAAUCCGCCGGCGUAUCCYGGCCCCAGGACCGCGGACCCGCUGCCCAGCGAACUGGAGGCCUGCAGUGGCGUGUCGGGCUCUGCGGAGCUCCUCCAAAGCCUGUCCUCGCCCGCCGCGUGCCAGGCGGGCGCGCUCCCAGACACGGGCCGGCCGGACACGUCCCCGAGCACCGCAUCCACGAGCCCACGUGUCGACAUCGCCGACGAAAUCCCACUGAUGGAAGAAGAGCCUUAGCCAGCACAGAGGUGUCACCACGGCUUCGCCCCCUCCAGUGAAAUGAAUCAGGAGCAUUUAGAGAUAGGAAAGACUAUCGAAGCAUUUGAGGAGGGUCUUUUUUCUUACCUAUCAAUCUUCCACAGGACGAUGUCACCAGAUUGCGUGCACAUCUUCCCCCGCAGUGGGGAUAACAGCAUCAGCAUUUGGAACAGCAGUUUUAUGAAUGAAUCCUGGGGAUUUGAUGAGAGCAGAUGUAGAAGAGGAACUGUGGCUUUUCAGAAAUGAAAUGUAUAUCUGCAUCGCAGAAAGUCAUACGGUUCUGUAGAAAUACUGUUGGAUUUUGAUACUAACUGCCUCACAAAAGCAUGUCAAAGUAUGUAUAUUUGCUUAUAAAGACUGCUUUAAAUGAACUAUGGACCUCUAGKUUAUGAAGAAUCCUUAUAAAUUGAAAGAAAAAAUAGUAUUGAAAUGCAGAAAAGGAGAAAGACCCUCUUUGACUUUCCUCUGUUAACCAGGAAGCUUUUGGUUUAGUUGUUGGUGAUUUUGUUUCAGACCAUGUCUGCAGAAAAAUAAAACAGAAAUGUUGGGAUUCAUAUAUACUUUGAUGUAUGAUAGCAAAUAUAUAUAAAUAUAUAUAUAUAUAUAUAUUUAAAGAUUCUUAAAGAGAAAGAAAAUGAAAGACUCCAGGUCAUAUCAUGAUUUGGAGAUUUUUUUAAAGGUAAGGCAGAAUUUAUAUCAUAUACAAUAUUCAAGGUAAAGUAUUGAUAUUUGUAUUUAUGCAAGACUUAUGUGAUUACAUUGCAUUUGAUAAAUCCUGCUGUAAUAUGAAAGAUCUAUAAAGUGUUAAAAUUCUGAAAUAUUUGCUUAAUAAA
Nothoprocta perdicaria is the source of this 2227-nucleotide messenger RNA. It is a transcript of the gene SUSD4, whose product is annotated as sushi domain containing 4. Gene Ontology annotation, biological process: negative regulation of complement activation, alternative pathway; negative regulation of complement activation, classical pathway. Bases 9 to 1373 code for a protein of 454 amino acids. The record is from RefSeq and is a predicted model, not a curated record. NCBI's taxonomy places the organism in Eukaryota, Metazoa, Chordata, Aves, Tinamiformes, Tinamidae. The transcript is spliced from 8 exons.